GCUGGCUGCCAUCCAGAAGACUGUAGGAAUCUGUCUCGUACUGCAAGAAGUUCCCAAAGAUGGCGGCCAACCAGAACAGCACCCCAUUCUUCCUGCCAAGCGGCAGUGCACAAGGUCUGGCAAAUUACCCACAUGCACGGAUUGUUGAACCAGCAACAAGAACAAUCUACGUGUCUGGAACCUCCUCAAGACGCGGGGAUGGCACCUGGGAAGGCGUGAAAGAGAGCGCCGAUGGAAGUCUUUCUCUUGAUGUCAAGGAACAAACCGCUGCAGUGCUCCGCAAUAUUGACACCAUCAUCAAAGGCAGUACGGAAGGCAAAGGAAGCAUCGCAGAUGUCGUCGAUGCCACAGUCUUUCUGGUCAACAUGAAAGAUGACUAUGCGGGUAUGAAUGCCGAAUGGAACAAGAUUUGGCCCGAUCGAGCAAACGCGCCGGCAAGGACGACUGUGGAAGUUAGAGCUCUACCCAAUCCGAGGUUGCUGGUGGAGAUCAAAUGCACAGCGGUAGUGGAGGCAUGAUUCCGCGUAGCUCAUCAGAAGACUGAGUCCUAGCUGAUGCUGCGAAGAAUGUCUUACGAUACAAGCUGUAGGGGGAUGAAUCUUUGGAAAACGUGAAGCCAAACAGGGCUGUACCUUUGACUGCUGCGCGGCUUGCGGCUUGUCCAAUGAAUCAGCAUGCAGAACGAGAGGUCGAAAUUACGCAAAACUCAUCCCUUCGUCAAACCAGAAAUCCUCAGAGGCACAUUCUCACAAUGCGAAGCUACUACUAUCUCUCACCGAAUGCUGGGCUAAUCAGUAGCCAGGAACGAUCAGGCGAUCUGAACGCACGACUCAGCCAGCAAAAGAAUGAUCACGCUGUGACACUUCCAAGGCAUGCCGCCAAGACUCUAUUGUUUGACCAGAAGAUGAGCUCAAAAUCUUGGUCAAGGGAUGCUGGACAAAUCAACAGCUGUGACAGAGUCAA
This is a messenger RNA of Cercospora beticola, 963 nucleotides long. RefSeq names its product RidA family protein. The record is from RefSeq and is a predicted model, not a curated record. Gene Ontology annotation, molecular function: deaminase activity. NCBI's taxonomy places the organism in Eukaryota, Fungi, Ascomycota, Dothideomycetes, Mycosphaerellales, Mycosphaerellaceae. Gene Ontology annotation, cellular component: mitochondrion; cytosol.